Molecule: messenger RNA, 4410 nt
Organism: Etheostoma cragini (Arkansas darter)
Lineage: Eukaryota; Metazoa; Chordata; Actinopteri; Perciformes; Percidae
Gene: usp7
Product: ubiquitin specific peptidase 7 (herpes virus-associated)
Exons: 31
Coding region: 936-4271 (1111 amino acids)
Biological process (GO): regulation of protein stability; protein deubiquitination
Cellular component (GO): nucleus; cytosol
Molecular function (GO): cysteine-type endopeptidase activity; protein binding; cysteine-type deubiquitinase activity
Source: RefSeq, a predicted model, not a curated record
AGAGCGCGACCGCCAUUUUGAGAUUUACCUCAGACUCAACACAUCACAAACCACGGGAGAAGAGGGUUUAGAGCUAUGGUUGAAAUCCAAACAGCUCAGGCUAACGUUGUAUGACCGGGCACAUUCCUCACAAGAAACAAGAGGUUAGCUAGAAAUGCAACGCCGUGCCGUGUUUUGUUGUAUAUCGUGUUAGGGGCGGUUUGGGGAAUUGGUUUAUGUCGGGCCGUGGCAACUCUCGUCUACGCGAAGUUCCAAAUCAACAUUAGUGCUAUUUCGUAUUGGAAACGGGUAUGAAUGGAUAGCUUUUUCCUCCGCUCUUCCCCAGACGAGGGACAAUCGGAGGAGCACACGGACUGGGGAUAUUGCAGAUAAAGUUAUUGAAUGUGUGUGUGUAUAGCAAAUGAACCUUUUUUUCAUUGUUGUUGUACCUAUUUCACCAGUUGGCUGCCUAGUGUCGGGUAGCUUAACGCUAGCUUUAAACAGGGUAUUUGUUCCUCAAGGUGCAGGUCGUGCUGUGCGUUGUCUUAUUGCCCCACAUUUCCAGGGGUAAAGCCGGAUUGAUUUAGCUAAUUUCAGCGGGCCUCCCUCCUCGGAGCCCCGGUCCAUACAUCCCACUCCACACCGUCAACCAGCGACUCGCACCCACUAAAGGCGCCGAGAUUGGGCGAAUAGCGAGCAAAUACGUCCGCGUUUCUUUACCCGCUCCCCCGCCGACCUCCCCUCCUCAGUCCCCGGCGCUGACAGCAGACAAGGCCGAGGUCGCGACAGAGCAGGCCCGGCCGCUGAGGCUCGACCUGUCCACCCCACCUUCGCAUCCUACCACACCUCACCAGCAGUCCAGAACCCGGUUCCCCGCAGAGCUCACCCUGGACAAGGUCGAGGGUAACAGAGAUUGCAGGGAGCACCGCACCACAACAACAACAACAGCUGCCAACAUGAACCACCACCAUCACCACACGCAGCAGCAACAGAAAGCCGGUGAGCAGCAGCUCAGCGAACCAGAGGACAUGGAAAUGGAAGCUGGAGACACAGACGACCCGCCAAGAAUCCCAGCCAACCCAGUGAUCAAUGGUAACGUGGCCAUGGCAGAUGGACACAACAACACAGAGGAGGACAUGGAGGACGACACUAGUUGGCGGUCAGAAGCAACUUUCCGCUUUGUGGUAGAGCGCUUCAGCCGCCUGAGUGAGUCUGUGCUCAGCCCGUCCUGCUUUGUUCGGAACCUUCCGUGGAAGAUAAUGGUGAUGCCGCGCUUCUAUCCCGACCGGCCACACCAGAAGAGUGUGGGCUUCUUCCUGCAGUGUAAUGCAGAAUCAGAUUCCACGUCAUGGUCAUGCCACGCACAGGCCAUGCUGAAGAUCAUCAACUACAAAGACGACGAGAAGUCUUUUAGCCGCAGGAUCAGCCAUCUGUUCUUCCACAAAGAGAAUGAUUGGGGCUUCUCUAACUUCAUGUCCUGGAGUGAUGUGACUGAUCCUGAGAGGGGCUUUAUUGAUGAUGACAAAGUCACAUUUGAAGUCUAUGUCCAGGCAGAUGCCCCGCAUGGAGUGGCAUGGGACUCUAAGAAACACACAGGCUAUGUAGGACUAAAGAACCAGGGAGCUACCUGCUACAUGAACAGCCUUCUACAGACACUCUUCUUCACCAACCAGCUACGACGGGCGGUGUACAUGAUGCCCACAGAGGGAGAUGACUCGUCCAAGAGCGUUCCGCUAGCGCUGCAGAGGGUUUUCUACGAGCUGCAACACAGCGACAAACCCGUUGGCACCAAGAAACUCACCAAGUCCUUUGGAUGGGAAACACUAGAUAGCUUCAUGCAACACGAUGUACAGGAGCUCUGCAGAGUGCUCCUGGACAAUGUGGAGAAUAAAAUGAAAGGCACUUGUGUUGAGGGAACCAUCCCUAAGCUCUUCAGAGGAAAAAUGGUGUCAUAUAUCCAGUGUAAGCAUGUGGACUACCGGUCAGAGCGGAUAGAGGACUACUAUGACAUCCAACUUAGCAUAAAAGGAAAGAAGAACAUCUUUGAGUCAUUCAAAGAUUAUGUUGCAACCGAACAGUUAGAUGGAGACAACAAAUACGACGCAGGAGAGCACGGCCUGCAGGAAGCAGAGAAGGGAGUGAAGUUUCUUACUUUCCCUCCAAUCCUCCAUCUGCAACUGAUGAGGUUCAUGUAUGACCCACAGACUGACCAAAACAUCAAGAUUAAUGACAGGUUUGAGUUUCCUGAUCAGUUACCCCUGGAUGAGUUCCUUCAGAAGCAAGACUCUAAGGACCCUGCUAACUACAUCCUGCAUGCCGUGCUUGUACAUAGCGGGGACAACCACGGGGGUCACUAUGUUGUCUAUCUUAACCCAAAAGGAGACGGCAAAGUCAGUGUCAAGGAACCAAUAUGGUGUAAGUUUGAUGAUGACGUAGUGUCGCGGUGCACCAAGGAAGAGGCCAUAGAGCACAACUAUGGUGGACAUGAUGAUGACCUCUCAGUGCGCCACUGCACCAACGCAUACAUGUUGGUCUACAUCCGUGAGUCCAAGCUCAGUGAGGUGCUCCAGCCAAUGACUGACGUGGAUAUCCCCCAGCAGCUGGUGGAGCGUCUACAGGAGGAGAAAAGGGUGGAGGCACAGAAAAGGAAGGAGCGCCAAGAGGCUCACCUCUACAUGCAGGUCCAGAUUGUAACAGAGGACCAGUUCUGUGGUCAUCAGGGCAAUGACAUGUAUGAUGAGGAGAAGGUGAAGUACACAGUCUUCAAGGUCCUGAAGAGCUCUACGCUGCAAGAGUUUGUCCAGACCCUCUCCCAGACCAUGGGUUUCCCACAGGACCAGAUGAGGCUGUGGCCCAUGCAGGCCCGGAGCAAUGGAACGAAGCGACCCGCCAUGCUCGACUACGAGGCUGACUGCAACAAGUCGAUGAUCGACCUGAGCGACAAUGAGAACCCCUGGACAAUAUUUUUGGAGACAGUGGAUCCAGAGAUGGCGGCCAGUGGGGCAACAUUACCCAAGUUCGACAAAGACCAUGAUGUCAUGUUGUUCUUGAAGAUGUAUGACCCCAAAACCAGAAGCUUAAAUUAUUGUGGACAUAUCUACACACCUAUAUCCUGCAAAAUAAGAGACCUUCUACCAGUCAUGUGUGAGAGAGCAGGGUUUCAGCAGGAAACUAGCCUUAUCCUCUAUGAGGAAGUAAAACCCAAUCUAACGGAGCGGAUACAGGACUACGAUGUCUCUCUGGACAAGGCCCUGGAUGAGCUCAUGGACGGGGACAUCAUUGUCUUCCAGAAAGACGAUCCAGAGAACGACAGCAGCGAGCUGCCUACUGCCAAGGACUAUUUCCGGGAUCUCUACCACAGAGUGGACGUCAUUUUCUGUGACAAAACCAUCCACAACGACCCUGGCUUUGUCGUUACACUCUCUAACCGCAUGAACUAUUUUCAGGUGGCCAAGACAGUAGCGCAGAGGUUGAACACAGAUCCCAUGCUGCUGCAGUUCUUCAAGUCACAGGGGUACAGGGACGGUCCGGGGAAUCCUCUCAGACACAACUAUGAGGGAACGCUGCGGGACCUGCUGCAAUUCUUCAAGCCUCGGCAGCCCAAGAAGCUCUACUAUCAGCAGUUAAAGAUGAAGAUAACAGACUUUGAGAACAGGAGGAGUUUUAAAUCCAUAUGGCUCAACAGCCAGUUCAGAGAGGAGGAGAUCACCCUCUACCCUGACAAGCAUGGCUGUGUGCGGGACCUUUUGGAAGAAUGUAAAAAGGCAGUGGAGCUCUCUGAAAAAGGCUCUGAGAAGCUCAGGCUGUUAGAGAUAGUAAGCUAUAAAAUCAUCGGGGUUCACCAGGAGGACGAGCUGCUAGAAUGUUUAUCUCCGGCCGCCAGCCGCACCUUCAGAAUAGAGGAGAUUCCAUUGGACCAGGUGGACUUGGACAAGGACAGUGAAAUGCUGAUCCCUGUCGCUCACUUCCACAAGGAAGUCUUCGGCACCUUCGGGAUCCCUUUCUUGCUCAAGAUCAGACAGGGCGAGUCAUUUCGGGAGGUGAUGAGGAGGAUCCAGACCAUGCUGGACAUUCAGGAGAAAGAAUUUGAGAAGUUCAAGUUUGCGAUUGUGAUGAUGGGGCGGCAUCAGUACAUCACUGAAGACGAGUAUGAAGUCAACCUGAAGGACUUUGAACCACAGCCAGGUAACAUGUCCCACCCGCGCCCCUGGCUAGGGUUGGAUCAUUUCAACAAAGCUCCAAAGAGAGGUCGCUACACCUACCUGGAGAAAGCAAUCAAGAUCCACAACUAAAAGCAGCCCGCCCCUCCUUUUUGUCCUUCUCAUCCUCCUGCUCCGCCUUUCUCCCUACCUACUUUAACACACCAUACCCACAGACUGUAACCAACCGUGCGUGUGUGUGUUUGUGUGUGUGUGAGACCGGGUAGGUGGG